This is a messenger RNA of Gigantopelta aegis, 7048 nucleotides long. RefSeq names its product cilia- and flagella-associated protein 44-like. The record is from RefSeq and is a predicted model, not a curated record. NCBI's taxonomy places the organism in Eukaryota, Metazoa, Mollusca, Gastropoda, Neomphalida, Peltospiridae. The transcript is spliced from 36 exons. The coding region runs from base 27 to 6356 and encodes 2109 amino acids. Gene Ontology annotation, molecular function: protein binding.
GUCACCAAGCAACAAACAGUUUCAAUAUGGAGGCAGAAGAAGGUGCCCGAUCACCGAGUAAUGAAGAACAGGCAAAUGAUGAAAAGAAAGAGCAAGGUGAAACAAAUGGAGUGCAGGAGGAGCAGGGAACCACAGAGACGACUGACAAUGAACCGGCUCAAGGGGGUGCUCAGGAGGGUGUGGAGGAAUCUGUAGAGGUUGCAGCAGAGCAAGAAACAACAGCUGGAACUGAGCAGGAACCUCAGCCUGCAGAUGCAACUGAACAGGAGGCUGCAGAAACAGCUGGACAAGAUACUGUAGAAACAACUGAGCCAGAGGCUGUAGAAACAACUGAGCCAGAGGCUGUAGAAACAGCUGAUCCCCAGGCUGCAGAAACAGCUGAUCCACAGGCUGUAGAAACAGCUGAUCCCCAGGCUGCAGAAACAGCUGAACAAGAUGCUGUGGAAACAGCUGAUCCACAGGCUGUAGAAACAGCUGAUCCACAGGCUGCAGAAACAGCUGAACAAGAUGCUGUAGAAACAGCUGAGCCGGCAGUUGAGGUAACUGAGGAACAAGAAGUGGUAACAGCUGAACAGGAGAUCGAUGCUACGUCAGCACAAGACGUGAAUGUCGAAGAACAGCCAGUUAUGGAAACAUCUGAACAAGACGGAACUGGCACAGCUGAACAACCUACUGUUGAACCAAGUGAACAAGCUGUAACUGGGGCCGGUGAACAAGUUGCAAGUGAACAAGAAGUAACUGGGGCAGGAGAACAAGGUACUGGUGAACAAGGUGUAACUGGGGAAGGUGAACAGGUUACAAGUGAACAGGUUACAAGUGAACAAGAUGUAACAAGUUCGGGUGAUCAAGAUGGAGGCAGUAAAUCGGAGGAGACUGUCACUGGGACGACGACAACAACAACAACAACAGAGUCUGCAAGCAAGUUGGAGCAGGAAGAGGGCAAGGCAACAAAAGAUCAAGCAGAUGUUGGUGAAAGCAAGCCUUCGGAAGAGGAAGUGCGGGACAGUACAGAGCAAGAGACGACAGACAGUGAACAGGAACAGGAUGGAGAGGGUCAGAAAGGAACACCAAAAGAGGAGCCAAAAGAGGAGAAAAAAAAGAUUCCAGAUGACUUUUAUUACGACCUUGAACAGUUUUUGUCAAAACCAAUGAUCACCGACCAGUCGGGUCUUCCUAGCGACAUGUUGGUGAUGCAACAUUCAUUUGGCUAUGACUGCAAGCGUCGUGCUAAUCUUCACAUGCUGGAUGAAGACACGCUCAUUUUCAUUGCCGGCAACUUCAUUGAGCUUCUCAGCAUCAAGGCGAAGGAGCAGAGAUACAUCCGCAGUACAAGUGGAGGGGGUAUUGGGGCUAUUGCUGUACAUCCAAAGAGAAACUAUUUUUCAGUUGGUGAAAAGGGUAAUUGCCCGAACAUUAACAUAUUUGAAUAUCCCUCACUGAAGCUGUACAGGAUCUUAAGAGCUGGAACAGAAAAGGCCUUUGCUUCUCUUGAUUAUAGCCGUAAUGGUGAGCUGUUGGCGUCAGUGGGUAAAGAUCCUGAUUUCAUGUUGACCGUGUGGGACUGGAAACAGGAGCAGAUCAUGCUGAGAACUAAAGCUUUCUCGCAGGAUGUCUUCCGCGUGACCUUCUCCACUGACCUGGAAGGACAGUUGACCACAGCUGGGACAGGUCACAUUCGAUUCUGGAAAAUGGCCGACACGUUCACUGGUCUGAAACUGCAGGGAGAGCUGGGUAGGUUUGGCCGCACGGAGAUCUCCGACAUCGAAGGUUACGUGGAGCUGCCUGACGGGAAGGUUCUGUCUGGGUGUGAGUGGGGCAACAUGCUGCUGUGGGACGGUGGGCUCAUCAAGGUGGAGAUCGGCCGCAAGAACAAGAAGCAGUGUCACAGCGGACCCAUCCAACAGAUCCUGCUUGACGAGGGAGAACUCAUCACGAUAGGCAUCGACGGAUUUGUCAGGGUGUGGGAUUUUGAAACUAUUGACACUGCUGACACUAGUGAUGACACGGGACUGUUUGAAAUGGAACCGAUGAAUGAACUCAAAGUGGGCUAUGGUGACGAGGUGCAGCUACGUACUAUCAUCAAAUCCAUCGAUGAAGACAAUGAACCUACCAUGUGGUAUGUUCAGGAUGGUAAUGGUGGAAUCUGGCGACUGGACUUGUCGUUCUCCCACACAUCUCUCGCUCCCGAGAAAUUCAUGACGUACCACGCGGGGCCCAUAAUGGGUUGCAGCACGUCGCCCAUCACACAUUUAGUGGCCACUACUGGUUGUGAUCACACAGUGCGAAUAUUUGACUACAGUCAGGAGAAACAGCUGAAUGAGGUGCGCUACAACUCGGGAGGAACCUGUCUGAUCUGGGCGCCACCUAUUAUUGAUCCUAAAGGGAAGACCGUGAUAGCUGGUUUUGAAGACGGUGUUGUCCGUGUUUUGACGGUGGAGAAACAUCCAGAGGAAAUGGGUAGAAAGCCCCAGCAAGAGAUUGACGUCAGCCUGAAGCAGGUGUUCAAACCACACAAGGAUCAAGUGACGGCCAUAGCGAUAGAUAACAAGGGAGAAAUCUUUGUCUCAGGGGGAGUUGAUUCGACAUUGUUCUUUAUGAGCAUCGGAAACACAUUUGAGCCAAUUGGUUUCAUCACGACUCCAACUCCAGUUCGACAUCUCCAGUGGUCACCUGAUACCUUUUCUCAAUUGACCCUGCUGGUGGUAUGUGAGGAGGGAUAUAUGCUGGAGGUGGACUGUCCUCACCCUGGAAAGUUUGACACGUCACACUCCUACCAGAUAAAAGAUCUUCCUGUGAAAACAUUCAGGUUUAAAAGUGUCAAGUCGACUCUCAGGCAUGAAGAAGAGAUGGAAAUGAAGAGGAUUGAGGAGGAAGCUCGUAAGAAGCGAGAGGAAGAAGAACGAAAAGAGAGGAUAGAGAGAGGACUUGAAGAUGAAGAGGAGGACCAGGAGGAAGUGGAGGGCAAAGUCACACCGGUACCCGAACCAGACUGGCAUCCAUACAUACCGGAAGAGCCCAGCCCAAUUCUAGACGCAUCCUACUCGGACAGGGAAGGACAUUUCUGGUUGUCAAUGGGUGGUUUUGAUGCAGGCUACCUCUAUGAAUGUAAGUUCAUGUCGGACUCGAGCAAGCAGGUUGUUGCAGAAAAGAACACUGACAUUCCUCUGAAGGCGGUUCCAGUCCUAGAGUCCAAUGACGUCCCCAUCUCAGUUAUCAAGUUCAGUAACACUGGAGAGCAGGCCUUGAUGGGCAUGGAAAAUGGAGUCAUCCGGAUCCAGGAACUUGACAACAAGUUCGACCUCUCCGGCCUCGGCCCCCAGUGGAGCCUCAACAUCCACGACAACAACUAUGGCAGCAUCACAGGCCUCGUGUCGAGCUACGACGGUCUGGUGGUUAUCAGCGUCGGCGCUGAUGGCAACUUCUUCAUGUACUCGUUCAUGGAGCAUGAGAAGAUACUGCAGGAAAUUAAGAAGAACAAAGCAAAGAUCCCAUCUGCAAGGAAACCUGAAGAGAAAAUACAGGUUGAUGACAUUGAUGAUCCAAGUGCUUACAGCAUCGAGGAUGCGAAGCAGAAAGCUGAGUAUGACAAGAUGAUGAAAGAGGCAGAGGAGAAGAAACGUGAGGCGCGACUCCAGAUCGCCAAGUUGAGGCGACAGUUCAAGAUGAUCCUCGAGAAGAACGAUUCACUUCCCAAACAUGCCCAGCUCGACAAAGUGGAGUUUGAAAUGGACCGCGAGAUAAAGCUAGAGUUACAGAGACAGACACAGGAGAAGAUUGACAUGGUCCGGAAGGAGCUCGCCUGGGAGUCGGAGAAAUAUCGAAUAGCUCUCGACAAACUACAGAAACGGUUCAAGAACGUGGUGGAGUGUGAGAGAAUAGUUGUCAAGUCGUUUCUCACCCCACACGAGGUGUGCAGCUACAGAACGUCGAAGCUGUCUGAGGAUUUCUACGUCCUGAAGGCAACGUUCGAACACCGCUCCACAAUGCACCGCACGCAGGAUGACCUCACGAGAGAUUCGACUAAUCGCCUUAUGGCUGGUCAGCUCCGCCCGUCCGACAGUGAGGAGGGUCAGAGAGACCAGACAGGGGACCAGGUGGACUCCAAGGUGCAGACCACCCUCAAGGGCAGCAUGGGGGAGCGCAUCACUAAAGCAUUACAGAAAGUCGAGGAGAAGAAGAAGAAACGGCAGGAACGCAAAAACCAGUGGGAGGAGCUGUACAACACAAAGCCGGCCGACGACUACGAGGACCCUGCUGACGUUGCUGCCAUCAGGGAGGCAAAGGAGAACAUGGGAGACUACAAACUGAAGACGGCCAAGGACUAUGUCGUGCCCGACCACCUCCGCAUGAAUGUGGACAAGGCGCGCUGCAACUUGCUUGUACUCAAGGAUCUGAUCCAUGAACACAAGUACAACUUCAAUGUGCACCUGCUGUCGAUCCGUGACAAGAAGAUUCAGAUCAUCGAGGAGAUCCGAAAACUCGUCAGUCAGCUGGCGCGCAUACAGGCCAAACUGCCCGAGGAUAAGCAGAAACCAAUCCCCCCCGUUCCCGAAAUGCACCCCGACGAACUGCCCGAAAAGAAGCUGGAGUACACGAGAGACAGUCUGACCAGUUUCAAGAAACAAAUGGAGGAGCAAGCAUCCAGAGAGAAGAAGGAGAGUCAGGCCCAGGGUGGAUUUGGAGGGGGUGGAUUCAGCGGGGCUGGAUUUGGAGGCAGUGAACAUAAGGUAGCAUCAUCACCUGGUCACAAACAGUAUUCCGCAGCCAGUUUGCCGUCAAAAGCAGAUACUCAUCUUGUCCUAGAUGUUUCAGAGAAUGUCGAGUUAUCUCCUCUUGAAAUGGAAAUAAAACAAACAGAAGAAAUUAAAAAUAUUUACCUGCAAGACACCAUCUUGAGACAGAUUGAUGACAUGCUGAAGAAAUUUGACGCAGAACUCCGACUUCUGCGUCACGAGAAGUUCAAGUACGACAUUUUGAUGAAGAACGCAGAUCUCAGACAGGUGACGUUGUUUGAGGAGCUGGUGUUAUUGAAGGAGUAUGAGAAACGUGAGGACGUGAUUGCUGCCAAGGUGAUGAGCAAACAACAGGAGAAGCUCGAAAUGCAGGCCAAGAUCAUGGAGGUUCAGCUGAAGCUGGAAGGAAAGAAGAAGGACAUCGAGAAGCUUCAGGAGAAGGAGCGUGCCCUGAACACUACGUUCGUUCAGUCGCUGGGCGAGAACAACAAGUUCGGAGACUACCUCGGCAAAGUGUUCAGGAAGCGAAUCAAGAGGACCAAGAAGAAAACCACAGAGGGAGACGACUCUGGUGACGACAGUGAUGACGAUUCCGAUGAUGAAUCAGACUGGGAGGAAUCGGAUGAAGAAUCAGAUGAAGAGGCCGGAGCGUUCGACCUCGACGCAUGUCCCUCAGGCUGUGAUCAGGCUCUUUACGACAACACGUGUCAACUGCGUGAAAAACGCCUCGAUAUUGAGGAAGCUCUGGCAGAGGAGAAGAAAAACAGUGAAGCUCUGCGUAAGGAGAAUGAAGCACUCGCCAAGAAGGCAAAGAUCAUUGAUACUGCACUGAAAACAGCACAGGACGACUUGGAAGCGUUUCAGCUGGAGAAGCAGCAGAAGUUGAAUGAGCUGGAUGUCGUGGUGACUAUGAAGCUGCACCAGAUCCAGUACAUGAUCAACGGAAUACUGCCCCAGGAUCUGUCGCAGACCCUCAUCUUCGAGUCGAGCGGUGUCAUCAAGUUGCAGCACCGCAUCCACGAGCUGGAGCACGAGAAGUCGCUACAGAAGAAACAGAUGAAGGAAGCUCGCCGGACGCACGUGCAGCUGAUAAAAGACCGGCGCACGUUUGCUCGGAAGAUCGAGGAGAUGGAGGAGCAGUGCAACGAGCUGAUGGUCGGCAAGUUCGGGCGCAUCGUCGACCUCGAGAAACUGGAGACGAUCACCGUGAACCGCACCAUUGAGGAGCUCAAGGAGCGCAUGAGAAACACCGAGAUGAAGUGUUCCGAGGAACUCGUUCGCUUCGAAGAUGAGUUGAGUGACAAACGUAACAGAAUAACGUAUCUUAUUCGGAUGAACACACAGCGCCUACAACAGCUCAACAUGUUAAUGACGGAAAAAAGCGAACUGGAAACCUCUCUCGACUCGAGACAGAGAAAUCUGGGUGAAGAAUAUUCUGGUCAGAGGAAGUCCGACAUUCACGAGAAGCAGCGACUCAUCCAACUUGUGCAACUCCAGGCACAGGAGAUCGAUGCGCUCAAGGAGGAGAUAAUGUUGCUCUCUAGGAAAGGAGGACACAUUUUACCUCCAGCCCAACCUCCGUUACCACAGAGUCCAACAAAUUUGCAUACAAUCAGUCACUAAUUUAUGAAAUGUUUCUUUGUACUAUCUUCCGAAGGACAUAUUUAAUUGAAAAUAGAAUAUCCAUUACUGGUAAGUUAAAAAACCCCUUACAUUACAUUUUUGAAAAGAGAAGGAAAAAAAAUGCACAUAAGUUAGAGGUCAGGAUAAAUAUUUGUGAGAAGCGAAAUGAUCUUUUUGUUAAUGUGAAUAACAUUUUGUGUCAUUAUUCUUCUUUGAAGAGGAUAUUACUGUGAUGCAAAAAACAGAAGAAAGACUCAGUAUUUAGACAUUUUCACCAUCAAUAUACGAACAGUGGUAUAAAAUAAAUCUCCAAGACUACAAAUACAUUUGAAUAUUUACUUGAAAUAAAAAGGUUUAUUUCAUACUUUAAAAAAAAAGUUUCCAUAUUUCUGUUCUAAUUUUACAGUCGGAAUAAUUUAUUGAUUUUUAUCUGAUACAUUUUAAUUCAGACAUUUUAUUUUUUAAUCAAAUGUAUUUAGUGUUUCAUAAUGAAAUAUUUAUUACAUGCCAAAAAGGUUUUCUAAAUUAAAAAUGUUUGUCAUAUUUUUCUGUUCCGUCAGUAACAUUCCUAUUUAAUGGUCAUUUUGGACCUGCAUGUGUGUGUAUGGCAAUGGUGUUGGCAACCAGUAUUAUUUGCCAAGUAUUCCGUCCACCUUGUGAUAAAUUAAUAAAAAUAAAAUACAUGUACAUUA